Sphenostylis stenocarpa is the source of this 363-nucleotide messenger RNA. Lineage: Eukaryota; Viridiplantae; Streptophyta; Magnoliopsida; Fabales; Fabaceae. The record is from the annotation of a GenBank genome assembly.
AUGCGUUUGGUGAUGUGGGUCAUGGUGAUUUAUCUCAGCAUUGCAGCCGUGUCCGUCAUGUCCAACUCCAAUGGCACCACUCCUCUGUGCGAUGGCUCCGUCGAGGACUGUCUCAAUGUCCACCAUUUGGAUUCACAGCUUCCCACCGUCUCCAGCUCCCACUUACGCAGAAUCCUUGAUCAAACUGCUAAGGAAGUGGUUCCUGGUACUAUGAACCCUAGUAAGGCGAGCCCCGGUUGUCGGAAUGUGGGUCAAUUUUAUCUGAAUUGUGGGUCCAGUAUUAAGGAUAGUAUUCAAAACCAUUGUGCUGAAGCUCCCCAAAAUAGGCGUUGCUCUGAUAUUAAUCCUGAAAAUUCAAAAUGA